GUCUUCUGACAGAACAUGACUCACUUCGCGGGCCAGAGGAGGACACCACGUUCACUCAUUUCCAGCCCCUCUCAGACCCGACCCCGGCGGAGCAGUGCCGCCGCCCCUCCUCUCGCUCCCCCCGCUCCCCGGGGAAAGGCUCCCCCGGCCCUGCAGCGCCUCCCUCAGGGCGACGUUCAACGGCGCCGCCCCGCACGCGGCCGCGGCCGAGCCCCGCGCGAGGGCCGCCCCGCCCCGCCCGGCGUGAGGGAGGCACCGCCCCAGCGCCACCGGCCGCGAGCGGCGCGGAGCCCACCGGGGUCGUGGGGCAGGGGCGCUGCCGACGGUCGAGAAGCAAAAAAGUUUAUUGGCAAAUCCCUUCAGCCAGCACGACCUGUGCAUCACCUGUCUUCUAAACAAGCAUCAGCCAUUGCAUUAAACGUUCAGACUGAGUUACCUGGCAGCACUGAAGUAUGUUUGCAGAGUAAAGUUAACUGGUCAUCUGAAAUGACUGAAGUGAAGAUCUUAACUCAAACUGUGAUGCUCUGUCAACCAAAACAACAUGAAUCAGGAGCAAAAAAAGAAAGGAUCCAAUACAGCAGAGAUUUCCUUCUGAAGCUUUCAAGUGUUUCUCUCUCUCAGAAGAAGCCAGAGUUUCUUCCUGAUCAUCCAGUUGUACUUGAGAAGCCAGUAAAGAACAAACCUUUUAUUGACAUAUGCAAGAAGUGACAUGUUGUUUGGAAGAUCAGAAAUCCAUCAAUGAAGGAGCUACAUAUGAUGUAGGUCUUCAAAAUUUUUGAAGGUAUUUGGGUGCCUGCAGAUGGAAAUAGGACCCUGUGAAAUUUUAGAAAAUGCCUGUUUCUUCCUGUCAUUGCCCAAAUGCUUUAAGAGACAAACCUUUAAUUUGUAAUGCCUGAGAUGGUAAUAUGAUUACAAUGAAAAUAAAUAAUUUUGCAUAUUGCUGUGGCAGAA
Pseudopipra pipra is the source of this 951-nucleotide messenger RNA. RefSeq names its product chromosome 1 C8orf88 homolog (gene C1H8orf88). Gene Ontology annotation, cellular component: cytoplasm. NCBI's taxonomy places the organism in Eukaryota, Metazoa, Chordata, Aves, Passeriformes, Pipridae. The record is from RefSeq and is a predicted model, not a curated record. Gene Ontology annotation, molecular function: eukaryotic initiation factor 4E binding. The transcript has 6 exons. The coding region runs from base 16 to 708 and encodes 230 amino acids. Gene Ontology annotation, biological process: negative regulation of translational initiation.